AUGUCGAAACAUAACAUCGACACUGAACGUGUGAUAACAGAAGUUCGAAUAAGACCACCUUUGUGGGAUCUAUCUCACGAUUUAUUCAAAGAUAAAGAUGCCAAGCUUCAAGCAUGGUUUGGAGUGUAUAAAGCUCUUUUGCCCGAUUUUAAUGAUUUGUCUGAGAAUGAUAAAAAAGACUUUGAAAAAAGUGUACAACAAAGAUGGAGAACUGCGAGAGAUGCUUACAUGAGAUGCAAAAAUUCUAUGAAAUCUGUGAAAUCGGGAUCGGAAGGCGGAAAGAGAACCAAAUACGUAUUUUUCAAACAUUUACAGUUUCUUGACAAAAAACAUGUUGCCGACACCGAAGAUUCUAUUGAAGAAAAUGAAACAAGAGAAGAUACACAACAAGAUUCAAAUUUAGAGUCUCCAAUCAAUCCACGUUCUACUGAAACAGUAUCCACCAAUCCAGAAACCCAACCACAGUGUUCCAGCCAAGUUAGACAAGAUUCUUCAAACACAACUAAACAAUCUAGCUCUACUCCUAACACAAACCCAUCAAGGAAGCGUAAAAACGCAAAAACUAAUGAAGACAGCUACUUCGAUAAAAACAUCUUGGUCAUCUUGAUAAAAACAAAAAACAGCGAAAUUAUUCAAAAUGACGAUAUGGCAUUUUUUUAUUCUCUUUUACCUUUAACACGGACAUUCGACAAUCGUCAAAAAGUUAUGUUCCGUACUGCAGUAAUGAAUAAAGCCCUGGAAAUUUGUAACUGCCCUUCGUCUAUCACUCCUCUUGCUUCACCAAUGUAUGCAUCUACCUCUCGCCCUGAAUGA
Molecule: messenger RNA, 813 nt
Organism: Parnassius apollo (apollo)
Lineage: Eukaryota; Metazoa; Arthropoda; Insecta; Lepidoptera; Papilionidae
Source: the annotation of a GenBank genome assembly